Messenger RNA from Toxorhynchites rutilus septentrionalis, 2209 nucleotides. It is a transcript of the gene ArfGAP1, whose product is annotated as ADP-ribosylation factor GTPase-activating protein 1. The transcript has 6 exons. Bases 344 to 1768 code for a protein of 474 amino acids. Gene Ontology annotation, molecular function: GTPase activator activity. Gene Ontology annotation, cellular component: Golgi membrane. Lineage: Eukaryota; Metazoa; Arthropoda; Insecta; Diptera; Culicidae. The record is from RefSeq and is a predicted model, not a curated record. Gene Ontology annotation, biological process: regulation of endocytosis; regulation of ARF protein signal transduction.
GGUUGGCUGACACGUAGUUGACGUUUUGCUUCCAUCUCUGCCUUUUCUUAUAGGAAAAUGAUUCUUUAAACUGUCGAAAGUAGUCUUUUCCUUUUGGUAAAACUACAAGUUGUCCCAUCAUCAAAUAUUACCACUGUCUUAAUACACGAGCAAAUAAUAUUUAUUUCGCACAUGAUGAAAAGGGUUCACAAUUUAUCAACGAUCCGGUGAAAACAAACAGACUUGGCGACUUGGUUUUGUGCAUUGUUGGAACUCCCGAAAUCGAGAUAAGUGUUUUCUUGUUUUCCGAAAUUUUAAAGUAUUGAGCUUCUCUCGUGAGAGAAUUGGAAAGGUGAUUUGAAACAUGGCCAGUCCUAGAACAAGACGAGUGUUAAGCGACUUGAAACCUAAUAAUGAUAACACUAAAUGUUUCGAAUGUGGAACCCACAACCCACAAUGGGUGUCGGUAACAUAUGGAAUUUGGAUAUGUCUGGAGUGUUCCGGCAAACAUCGAGGAUUAGGAGUUCACCUGUCGUUCGUUCGCUCAGUUUCGAUGGACAAAUGGAAAGAUAUCGAGCUGGAAAAGAUGAAAAUUGGCGGGAACCGAAAUGCCCGACAGUUCUUCGAUAGUCAAGACGAUUGGGACGAUACUAUGCCUAUUCAGAAGAAGUACAAUACGCGUGCUGCUGCGCUGUAUCGGGACAAAAUUUCCACCUUAGCCCAGGGGAAGCCAUGGGAGCAGGCCUCGGCUCUGGCCAGAGUCAAAGAAACGGGUGUUUCUUCUUCACAUUCCAGCAGUGGAGGUGCCGGCAUAACUCACUCGCGAACCAGUGGAUCGAUGCAUUCCAGUGGUUAUUCGGCCUCUUCAACCGGGUAUCAGAAUGGAGGAGGUUAUCAGGACAUGAGCUAUCAGCAGUUUAGUUCUCCGGAAUUCAAGAACCAGAAGGAGGAAUUCUUCAGCAGAAAGCAGGAAGAAAAUGCAUCGCGACCGGAGAAUUUGCCUCCCAAUCAGGGUGGGAAGUACUCUGGUUUUGGGUACAGUAUGGAUCCACCGCCUCGAAGUCAAUCUCAUGAACUGUUCGACACGGUGCAGUCGUCUUUGGCGAGUGGCUGGAAUGUUUUUUCGAAGGUGGCCAAUGUUGCAAAGGAGAAUGCAUUGAAGUAUGGAACUAUGGCCUCCCAAAAGGUAGCUGAUGUUUCUAGUUCCGUUUCGGAUAAGGUUAAAGAAGGAGUGCUUCUUGAAGGGAUAGUCAGCAAGGUCGGUGAAGUAAGCCGCAAAGGUUGGAACAACAUAAGCUACAGUGGCACUUACAGUAAUCCUGGUGGUAGCGAUCAGUACAGUGACAUCUCAUCGGACACUGCGCUGAACAAUAGUGCCAGUUAUCAGCGUUCGUCUUCCAAUGGAAAAUUAGGUGGUUACAGUGGCGGUAAUAAUGGAGGCGACUGGAACUCAUGGAACAACGAUAGCAAUUCCAAUGCAACGAAAUCAUAUCAAAAUUCAAGCAACUGCGACGAGGAGUGGUCCGGUUUCGAAUCUCAUGUUACCACCACCGCCAAAAGUGAUGGAGGCUAUCAGAACGCUUCGUUGACUUCGUUGGCAUCGAAUGACACCCGAAAUGCAUCGUCUAACCAACAAAAAUCCACCACCAGGAACAGUUCCAAGGUGAAACAGAAUGCCAGUUUAGAUACCGAAUUUGCCUCGCUUGACAUCAAGAGUAAAGCUGCACCUGUUACCAAUAAGAAAAAUGACAACGCAGAGGAUGAUCUAUGGAACAUGUUGAAUAACUAGAGGAUUGGUAUGGGAUCGCAUGUUCUGCUCGUUUUUAUUUUGAUUGUCACAUAUAGCCUUGACAUGAGUUAGUCCCCAAUGGCUUACUUGAGAACAUGUUGAUACCAUAUAACCGAGAAUGCCGAUGAUAUUCUGUCUUGUUUUAGGAAUUGAGCAAAGUUUAAUCAAUGUAUGUCCACAUUUAUGUUCCUGCACGAAAUACAGCAGAGAAUAUUUUUAUUAUUACACAGGAAAGUAUUUAAUACAGAGAAAAAAUGAUGAAUAGAUCACAACAGAAUCCUUAAAGAGAGAAAAUAUACUUGUAGGAUUAUAAAACUAGCCUAAAUAAGUAUACAACUAUCACAAUGAAGGAGGAAACUGCGUAAAUCAAUUAUCUAGAAAAGAUUAAGAUGCUAUCAUGUUAUCUACUGAAAUAUAACAUCUAUUACAUGUGCAACAAAA